AUGAGGUUGAUCAGUGACUGCUCUCUGAUCAUUAACAACAUCACUGCUGAAGAUGCUGGUUAUUACAUCACUGGGAUUAGAAAUACUGUUUCUUACUCCUACACAUCUGUGUAUCUGAGUGUUUUAAGAGUCUCUCCAUCUCCACCACAUGUGGAUCCAGGAAGGGAUGGAGAUGUGACAUUACACUGUUCUCUGAUGAGAUACAGUGGUUUGGGUCCCUGUGAGCAGAACAGCAUCAUCUGGGUGGAUGAGAGAGGAAGUGUGCUGCUUGGUGAAGGUGAUGGGUUUGUGUCUGGAGGACAGAACAACUGUGUUUCUGAUCUGAUGGUGAAACAUCAGAGACGCUCCAAGAGAAGAUUCACCUGCCAGGUUGUUGAAGGAGACAGAGUGGAGAUAGAUGCUGAAUACACGCUGGACUUUACAGCAGGAACCGGUGUGAGAACAAUCAUUCUCUACCACAGGGUUGGAGAUGACGUAGCUUUGCAGAAUAACGUUGACUUAUCGUCUUCCAACUGCUCCGAUGUUGAGUGGAUUUACAGCAGAGACACAAGUUCAGCGUCUCAUGAGGAGUUUGGUUCUGGAGCUGGCAGGAUGGACAGGAACUGCUCCCUGGUCAUCACCAACAUCACCGAUGGAGACGCUGGUCUCUACGAGAGCCGGCUGAGGGACAAGUACAACACCGUUGUGUAUCUCAGUGUUUUAACAAUCUCUCCAUCUCCACCGGAUGUGGAUCCAGGAAAUGAUGGUGAUGUGACAUUACACUGUUCUCUGGUGAGAGACCGUUAUUUCGGUCCCUGUGAGCAGAACAGCAUCAUCUGGGUGGAUGAGACAGGAAGUGUGCUGCUUGGUGAAGGUGAUGGGUUUGUGUCUGGAGGACAGAACAACUGUGUUUCUGAUCUGAUGGUGAAACAUCAGAGAGGCUCCAAGAGAAGAUUCACCUGCCAGGUUGUUGAAGGAGACAGAGUGGAGAUAGAUGCUGAAUACAUGCUGGACUUUACAGAUUCCAGUUUGACCAAUACCAGAUUGAUUAUUGGAUGGGUGGUCAGGGGGCUGAUGGUGGUUCUGGUCAUCAUCGCUACGCUUUUCGUCCUUUACAGGAUAAAAGUUAAAAGGAACAAUCCAAAUAAUCAACCAGAUGUUCAGUUGACAAUGUAUCAGUAUAUGAACAGGGAAGAAGAUGAUGGUGGUGUGGUGAACUAUGAAAACGAUGUAGACCUGCCUGCUUCUGUCCGAUCCACAGAUCAAUAAAUCAGCUGUGUGUGAUGGAAACAUUAGCCUUAUCCAGGGUACAGAGCAGCAGACGGAUGUUUUGUCUCUGAAAGCUCAGCUCUGUUUAUGAGAAUCCUAGUGUUUAGUCUUCAUCAUUUUGUGAUCUUCAAAAAUACUAUGCAACCUUUACUCAAUAUCACUCCUCCAUCGAGGCGCCUGAUGUAUGUUUGACCCACUU
Cololabis saira (Pacific saury) is the source of this 1447-nucleotide messenger RNA. RefSeq lists its product as uncharacterized. Gene Ontology annotation, cellular component: membrane raft; external side of plasma membrane. Bases 1 to 1248 code for a protein of 415 amino acids. The record is from RefSeq and is a predicted model, not a curated record. Gene Ontology annotation, molecular function: MHC class II protein binding; protein tyrosine kinase binding. NCBI's taxonomy places the organism in Eukaryota, Metazoa, Chordata, Actinopteri, Beloniformes, Belonidae. Gene Ontology annotation, biological process: interleukin-15-mediated signaling pathway; T cell activation; positive regulation of ERK1 and ERK2 cascade. The transcript has 7 exons.